Molecule: messenger RNA, 614 nt
Organism: Staurois parvus
Lineage: Eukaryota; Metazoa; Chordata; Amphibia; Anura; Ranidae
Source: the annotation of a GenBank genome assembly
CACCAACAAACACACACAAACAGAGACACAUGUACAUACACACACAGAAACAUGUACACACAUGCACAGACACACAUGUACACACACACACACACACACACACACACACACAUACAGACACAUGUAUACACACACAGGCAUGUACAGACACGCAUGCACACAGAUACAUGUACAUACACAGAAAUACACACACACACAGACACAUGUACAUACAUACACACAAACACAUACACACACAGGCACAUGUACACACACACAGACACAUGUACACACACAUACAUGUACAUACAUGCAGACACAUGUACAUGCAUACGCAGACACACACACACAUGUACGUACACACACACACGUACACACACACCUAUAAAAAGUUGCAGUACUUCGUUGUUCACUCACAGAUCCGGGUACUUCACUCUAGAGGAGGCAGAGAGCACAGCACACACUCCUUCCUUUUCUUUCACUGCUCCCAGUUAUUGAGCAGUCUGACGGCUCCCAGUGCCAAUGACAGCUCCGGCCUGAGCUCCGAGCCUGCUCAGCAAGAUGGCCCUGUGGGACACACUCGCCCCCACCAUAAUUUCCACUCGCCAUUGGCGAGCAGGCAAGUGGAAAUUUCA